UCCUACCUAGACAUGGCCCGGGAAAGUGCCACACUUUCGGGAGGAGAAACAUCCCGAGUUCAAGUGCAACCUCAGCCGGGUUCCUUAUUCGAGUCGCGCCAAGAUACCAAUUUCGGACACAGGCCUGCUACCUGCCAAAACGACCCAAAGGCGGGCACAGAAGAGAGGGGUAGUGAUAUCAUUGGCAUGGGAUCGCACAUAAUGGCCGACCAUGGGGGAAUGCACCUAUUUAGGAGUGAUCGAGUCGGGUACCCGAGAGCGAAUAAAGGGCCCAGGGCUCGCUUCGGCCGGUCUUCCAGCUCGUACGCCCGCCCUGCCCCGAGACAUCGGACCGACGUUGUCAUCCUUACCAGCUCUCCAGGCCAGCAAAGAAACCCCAAUGAGGCUCAGGUUCACGUUUCUGGCGGCCCUGGCCGUGGCCAGCGCAGGGACAAUCCCGCAGCGCCGCGAUGCCGACCCGGGGGACGACACCUGCCCCAACGAAGGCUUCCCGCCCCCAAUCGCAGCCCACGCCGGCAUCUACACCUCGUGCGCCAAUGCCAACUGGCCACCGCCGGGCCCCGGAAACCCCGUGGGCUCGGUGCUGAAGCCCCAGAUGCCCGACGCCGAGCUGCAGGCCGCGCUGGCCGAGGUCUCGGCCGAGAGCAUCAAGGCCAACAUCGCCAAGCUCGUCAGCUUCGGCACGCGCCACACGCUGUCGGAGCAGAACAGCACGACGCGCGGCGUCGGCGCUGCCCGCGACUGGAUCGCCUCCGAGUUCCGCCGCUUCGCCGAGCAGAGCGGCGGGCGCAUGGAGGUCUCGGUCCCCGGAUACAUCCAGCAGCCGGCGACGCGCGUGCCGGAGCCCGUGCUGAUCAGCAACGUCCAGGCCACGCUCAGGGGAACGUCGGACCCGGCGCGGCACUACGUCACCAUGGGCCACUACGACAGCCGCGUCUCGGACCCGCUCAACUGGCGCGACGACGCGCCCGGGGCCAACGACGACGCUUCCGGCGUGGCCGUGGCGCUGGAGCUGGCGCGCAUCAUGUCGCGGCGCGCGCACCGGGCGACCGUGGUCAUCGCCGCCGUCGCGGGCGAGGAGCAAGGGCUGCUCGGGGCGCAGUUCAUGGCGCGGACGUUCAGGAACGCGAGCGUCAACGUCGAGGGCGUGCUCAACGUCGACCUCGUCGGCAGCUCGACGGGGUCCCGGGGCGAGCGCGAGCCCAACACGGUCCGGCUCUUCUGCCAGGGCCCGCCGCUGACCGAGUCGGCGGCCGAGCGGGCGACGCGGCUGCAGAUCGGGGGCGAGAACGACUCGCCCGCGCGCAGCAUGGGCCGGUUCGUGGCCGAGGUGGCGGCCAACCGCUUCACCGACAUGCGCGUCGCAAUCAUCUACCGGCUCGACCGGUUCCUGCGCGGCGGCGACCAUCGGCCCUUCCUCGAGGCCGGCUACGCCGCGUCGGUGCGCUUCACCGAGCCCAAUGAGAACUACGACCACCAGCACCAGGACGUCAGGGUCGAGAACGGGGUGCAGUACGGCGACCUAGAGCAGUUCCUCGACUACGACUACAUCGCGCGCGUCGCGAGGGUCGACCUCGCCGCCAUGUGGUCCCUCGCCAACGCGCCCGGCACGGUGCGCGACGUCAAAGUUGACGCGUCGGACCUCGGCAACGACACCACCCUGUUUUGGACCGUUUCCGACUCGCCCGACCUGGCCGGCUACGAGAUAGUCUGGAGGCCGACGGACGCUCCGCUGUGGACGCACUCGCUGUUUGUGGGCAAGGUUGGGAGAGCCACGGUUCAGCUGUCCAUCGACAAUGUGAUUUUUGGCGUUCGCUCUGUCGGCACCAAUGGCUACAAGAGCCCGGCCACCAUUCCAUUCCCUGGAUAGACGCCGUCGCCGGACCACCAAGCCGGAUUUAAAUUCAACGCAACAAUGUUUGUCUGUUUCUAUACUGGCAUUAAAUACGUG
Molecule: messenger RNA, 1951 nt
Organism: Gaeumannomyces tritici R3-111a-1
Lineage: Eukaryota; Fungi; Ascomycota; Sordariomycetes; Magnaporthales; Magnaporthaceae
Exons: 1
Coding region: 212-1870 (552 amino acids)
Biological process (GO): proteolysis
Molecular function (GO): metalloexopeptidase activity
Source: RefSeq, a predicted model, not a curated record